GUACUUAUCCUCUGCAAUUCAUUCUUUCAUUUACAUCGGCAGUAAUGGCUUCCCCGACAUCCCCUGCUACGCCUGCUCGGAUCAUCGAUCACAUUCUCAGGACAGACACAAGCACGCCAGACUAUCUCCAAACAUUAGUCAACAAUAUUGACACUCUACUCGAUCAUUACACCAACAAGGGGAAACAAACAACCAAUGAUGAUAAGUCGACUUUUGUGCGAGAUGGGCUACCCUCUGCAUCCGAAGUCGCCAAAUUCUCAGAAGAAGCGUCAAAAAGUGUCAGGCUAAUUUCCACCGAGCUAGCAUACAUCUCUGGAGACACACACAGUACUGCUAUAUCAGUAUUGAAAGCCAUCGGAGGUGUUCAUUGGGUUGGGGUUGGGUUUUUAAUGGUAGCGGCAGUUAUUGCAAGGCUAGACAAAAUAAAACAGAACAAGGCGGAGUGUUUAGAACUUCUGAAAUCCAUGAACGGCCUGGCCAAACUUAUACUGCAGCUUCAGCGUCUUCCGCAUCUGAAGAAAGAGAUGCAUGACAAAAUGAACGAAUCCAUACAUCUAAUUGUGGAUGGGGCAAUCUUAUGUUGUGUACAGAAGAAAAGGAAACUCUUAGGAAGAUUGUGGGUAGCUGGAACGGAUGGAGAAGAAUUUGCAAAGCUUCGCAUUCAAGUGGAUGAAAUGAGCAGGAUGCUUCUUUCACAAAUAAGCCUCUCUACUUUAGAUUUUGUGCAGAGCAAUAUAGUUUCUUGCCAACUACCGAUUCCUUCCGAUGAUACUACAGUUGUGGGCAUAGAUCACAAGAUUAAAGAAGUGAUUGAACACCUUGAGUGGGAUAAUGACAAGCCAGCUGUGGCCGUGGUUGUACACGGCAUUGGUGGAGCCGGAAAAACCACCUUGGCAAAUAAAGUGUUUGCAUCUUUAAAUCUGGAGGGCUGGAAAUAUUCAAAAGUCACUCUUAUAGAAAAUCUGGAAAAUAAUCCUAGGAUAGAGGAAAUACAAUCUCAGAUUUUGAGCGACUUGACUGGGAUGAAAAAAUAUGUAAGAGAUUUUCACAGUGGACAACAGGAGCUGAAAUCUAUUGUAGAGAAAGAAAUUGUUUUCAUAUACAUCGACAACAUACUAUGGAGAAAACAUCUGGAGAAACUUCUACCCAAGCUGAUCGACAGUCCCAUAAAAAAAGUUAGGAUUCUUGCAACAGCUAGAAAAACAACUAUCUCUGGAGCGUUGGAAAGCUGCGGAAUUAAACACUGUAAAUCAUACUCCAUUGAAUCGCUCUCUGUCGGGGCAGCCGUACAAAUAUUAUGCAGGAAAAUUGAUAGCGCAAGAGAUAUAAACUCCAUGGUGGAAGAAAGACCUCAGGCAACAAAUAUAGCGGAAAAGUGUAGUUGCUGUCCUCUGUUUCUGGAAGUGGUGGGAGCCUAUCUCCAUAAGCGAGAUAAUAAGGUUGAAGCUUAUGAAAAAGUUAUUGGCUGGUUAAGUGAUGGAAAUGAUUUCAGCUGUGACAAGGAAGACUCUUUUGAGGAGUCUAGGAUUCUUUUUGCCUACCAUGAGCUUACACCCAGUGCUCAGGAGGCGUUCCUUGACAUCUGCUCAUUCUUCUAUGAUUGGGAGUGGAAUGAAGUUGCCUGCAUUGUGGGAGAGGAAGAACUGGAUUGUCUACUGGAGGGUGCUCUGGUAAAAAAAUUACAGGUUGAAGCUUACGAUGGAACAACCACAGAUAUGAUAAGCGUUCACGAUCUUAUACUGACAGCAGGUCGUAAUAAAUCAAAGGGUCGUCGAUUUACUAGUGUACACGACUUUCCUGAGAAUGAAGGGGUAUGCAAAGUUCAUACACUAACUAGUUAAAAAUAGAUAUUAUAGAAUUUACGUAGACUCACGAUAUCUUUUUCUUGGUUUGAAUAUAUACAGGAU
Molecule: messenger RNA, 1907 nt
Organism: Cryptomeria japonica (Japanese cedar)
Lineage: Eukaryota; Viridiplantae; Streptophyta; Pinopsida; Cupressales; Cupressaceae
Product: disease resistance protein RUN1-like
Exons: 5
Coding region: 45-1841 (598 amino acids)
Biological process (GO): defense response to fungus
Molecular function (GO): ADP binding
Source: RefSeq, a predicted model, not a curated record